CCGAUUGAGAGCGAACCACAAAUCCUGAUCAUCCCUCCAGCGGGCGCCAUAAACUUCCAGAAAGGCUUCCUCGGCGCGGACAAUGAGAAGGCCGCCGUCGAGGGCGAACUGCAGAUUAAGGGCGCGCAGCCAGGUGCUUGGGACAAGGUGACGAUAACGCUGCGCAGCGCUGAGGCGGCGUACGCUCGCGAGAUCGAGCUGUCGAGGCAGGAGAUCGUUGUGUUCGAGCGCACCCCCAAGAUCGAUGCUCUACCGUCUUCCAUCCCCUUCGCACUCCCCCUCACGGACGACACAGCUCAGUCCAUCAUGACACCUCGCUCCUCCCUAUCCCAUCGACUAUCUGUCACCCUGCACCCGACUGACGCGAGCAGGCCGCCUGUCAUUCAGUCCCUCCUCGUGCACACUCGCCGCUACACCUCGCACUCCCACUCUGUCGCCAUUGCGCCCGAGACGCACUGCUUACAAGAGCCUACGCGUGUGGAGGUGCAGGUUCCCCGCACGACCUUCUUCGCCGGCGAGCCCAUCCCUGUGUACGUGACUGUACCUCCACCAUCUAGGGAACUCGUCAUGGACCGCGGUCUGCGACUACGCAAUGUACGCGCUGAGCUUGUGCGGGUGAUCAAGGUCAAACGCGAAGAAGACGAUCCAGAGGACGAGGGCAACGAGGACAUGAUGGGCUUCGAUGAUCUCGGCGUCUCCAAAGAUGCAGAGGCAUCUUCCCUCGUCGUGCAUGAACCAUCGACCUCGACGUCCCAUAAUCCGGUCUCGCCGCUAUUCAUGGGUUCCUCACAUCGCACAACCCUCGCACGGUCAGGCGCCUCCUGCCGCUUCCACUCCUCGCGAAAAGUACAGCUGCGCUUCGUUCUCCACCAACAGUCCUUCCAGGGCUCUCCCUCCGACUUCCCCGUCUCCCUACCUCCCGCUGAACAGCAGCACAGCGACGCAGACUGCCCACCCAUCACGCAACACACCCUCCUGCACAGCAUCACCUUCAAGAUCAACACCCACAUCUCCUUCGUCGACGUCGCGGACCCGGACCACCGCAGGGAGCGCAUCAGCACGGUGUCCAUUCCCGUGCUCAUCUUGCCCCCGCCUGCGCCGCUGCCGGAGGUCUCGCAGGACGUGGACACGGCGUACCACAAGAAGCACGAUCGGCCACCGACGCAUACGGUGCGCGCGGAAGAAGAUAGCACGGUGCCGCAUUAUUCGGAGGGGGAAGCGGGGCCGAGCGCCAUACCUAUCGGCGCGCCGCCACCCUUCGAGGAGCGCGAGGCCCCGCCGCCGUUCUCCAUCUCGGAGGCGUCGACGUCUUCUGGCAAUCGCUUGCCCACCUUCCUGGAGUCGGAGAAUGAAAUUAUCAUGCCUCCGACUGAUGAAAGCACCCUCGACCCGCAUUAUCCGGAUGCUUUCCCCGGCGAAGGUGUUGAGUACGGCUUCAUGCCCACGGAGCAGUUCGACGGACAUUCCGAGGACAUGCAGCGACCGACCACGCCGCCUCCGACGCUGGAGAUGGCCACUCGCGACGCAGACUUGACCCAGAUUGCCGACAUUCGCGAGCCCGAGCGCGCCAUUGAAGCACUUGGGCACGUCCUCGACCAGCACGAAGAGAAUACGCGCGGCGGAGAGCCCCCACCGCCGCCACCUGCGAUGGACGACCCCUCAGAUCCGCCGCCGUCUAUCGACUCGGAUUUCCGCUCGCCAGAUGCCACGACGCGGGGCUCGCCAGCCUCAUCGUCGCCACCGCCACCGCAGCAGCAGCCUCACGUGCACGAUCCGCCACCUUAUCUGGGCCCGGAGAGCCACCGCGAGCAGGAGGAGCAUGUCACCCGGCCGCCGCCCUACAUG
Messenger RNA from Schizophyllum commune H4-8, 1845 nucleotides. RefSeq lists its product as uncharacterized. The annotation marks the transcript as partial. Lineage: Eukaryota; Fungi; Basidiomycota; Agaricomycetes; Agaricales; Schizophyllaceae. The transcript is spliced from 3 exons. The record is from RefSeq and is a predicted model, not a curated record.